AUGGCUGAAUCUCCAGGCUCUCCUCUCUCCGAGCUGUCCUCCGAGGACUUCCCCGACGACGUCAAGACUGAGGAGCACGAGCACGAACGCGACCCUGUUCCUGAACACGCUAUGCCUCCAAGCAAGCGUCAGCGGCUCAGUGGUCCCUCAUGGGACGCGCGACACCCAUAUUCAUCUUCUCAUCGGCCUCGUCAUGACGAACAUGAUGAGAAUGGUGCUCACGGCGAUGAAGGGGAUGAGACAGAAACCGACAUCUCCUCUGACACCUCGGGCGAUAUCCCUGGCUCGCCAAGCGGUGUAUUAUCACAGCUCCAGGAUGAAGAGGCUUACGGUCAUGAACAAAUAACUGUCUGUCGUUGGGACGGUUGCCCCAAAGGUGACCUAGGCAACAUGGACAAUCUCGUCACCCAUAUUCACGACGACCACAUUGGCACACGUCAGAAAAAGUAUGCUUGUGAGUGGGAGGAUUGUAGUCGAAAAGGGAUGCCUCAUGCCAGUGGCUAUGCAUUGAGAGCUCAUAUGCGAAGUCAUACUCGCGAGAAGCCAUUCUACUGUGCUCUACCUGAAUGCGAUCGCUCAUUCACCCGCUCUGACGCCCUCGCAAAACAUAUGCGGACGGUUCACGAGACAGAGGCUCUUCGGCCCUCUGAUCCAGUGCCUAAGCACCAUGGCAAUCCUCCCAAUCGCAGUCAGCGUCUCAAGCUCAUUCUUCCAGCUCGGCCGCCGAGUGACCAGCCCAAAGCCAAGCAUGAAAACCAUGAGGAAGAUGUCGAUGAUGAUGCCACCAUUGUAACGACUACCGAUCCCGACCUGGAGCAAAACGUCUCCACAUAUGAAUAUCCUCCCGACGUACAUUUUACAGAAGAAGAACUGGCCAUGCCACCGGACCAGUUAUAUCGCUUACUUCGCCGCCAGCUCUACUGGAACGAGGAAGAAAACCGAGAACUCAGGUCGGAAGUUGAGCACCUUGAGGCGAAGCGUAAGCAGGAGUGGCUGGCCAAGGAGUUGGUCCUGAUGAAUGUCAUGGAAGCUGAAUUGGCAUGUGCAGAGACAUUUGGAUAUGCCCCGGAUGGUCUGCAGAAGCAGCUUCUUGAUGACUUCUCCAAACUACCGCUCACUGGCGGCACUCCAUGGUAUCGCAAGGAAGGCGAGACCGAGGCAGUGAAGGCAGCGAAGUAG
Xylona heveae TC161 is the source of this 1179-nucleotide messenger RNA. RefSeq lists its product as hypothetical. Gene Ontology annotation, molecular function: DNA-binding transcription factor activity, RNA polymerase II-specific; RNA polymerase II cis-regulatory region sequence-specific DNA binding. NCBI's taxonomy places the organism in Eukaryota, Fungi, Ascomycota, Xylonomycetes, Xylonales, Xylonaceae. Gene Ontology annotation, cellular component: nucleus. The record is from RefSeq and is a predicted model, not a curated record. The transcript is spliced from 2 exons. Gene Ontology annotation, biological process: regulation of transcription by RNA polymerase II. The coding region runs from base 1 to 1179 and encodes 392 amino acids.